CCCUUUACCCUUUUAGGUGAAGGUGACGGACGUCUCUAAGAGUCAGUCUGGUGUGACCAACCGUGGUGAGAGGAUGGGAAGAUUUUCGCUCCUGACUGGCUGCCUCACUGGCGGUUUGGGAUUGACUGCCGCUCUUGGUCUAGUGUUCCUGCUGGCGACGAAUCACAUAAGGAAUGGCAGGAAUGAGGAAAAGGAUUUACUCACCUUGGAGGAUUUCGAGGAUUACAUCAUGAAUAACGUCGAUCCUCAGAGCAUAAGGCAGUUUUUAAGGAACCUGACGACCCUCCCCCACCUGGGCGGCACGGAGGAGGAGUGGCAGAUGUCGACACUCAUUUCUGACACCUGGCACCAGCAGGGCAUGGAUGAGGUCCACAUGGUGCCAUAUGAGGUGCUUUUGUCGUACCCGAGCAAGGAGGUGCCCAAUCUGGUCCGCCUCGUCGACCAAGAUGGCGGCGCGGCGUGGGCGUCGGCGCCGAAACAGAAGCCAUUGUAUUCCCCCGAAGAAUCAAAUCCUGACAUUCCUUUCACUUUUAAUGGUUAUGCAGCUCCUGGGAAUGUCACGGGUGACGCGGUGUAUGUAAAUUACGGCCGAUCCCAAGAUUUCAAGACGUUGUCUGAGAAAGGAAUUAAUCUCGAGGGGAAAAUCGUGAUCGCUCGCUAUGGAAAGAUCUUCAGGGCAAAUAUUGCCCAGAUGGCGGAGGACCUGGGCGCCGUCGGCCUCGUGCUCUUCAGCGACCCUUCGGACUACGCUCCCGAAGGACCCGAGUUCGUGUUCCCUCGGUCCUACUUCCUGCCCCCGUCGGCCGCCCCCUUCGGCACCGUCAAGCUCGUCGACGGCGAUCCACUGACGCCCUUCUACCCCGCGACCAAGAGCGCCUUCCACAUUCCCAUGGCGGAGGCACCCAUUCCUACCAUUCCAGUUCAGCCCAUUGGGUAUGAGGACGCUUGGCAGAUCCUCAGGUACUACGGUGGAUUCCCUGCCCCUGAGGAAUGGCAAGGCGGUCUGAACAUCACCUACAACCUGGGUCCUGGAUUCUUUCAACCCGGGUGGAAGCUCAACUUGGAUGUCAACAACAACAACACACACACUACAACUUAUAAUGUUAUUGGUGUCAUAAAGGGCAGAGUGGAGCCAGACAGAUACGUGUUACUGGGAAACCAUAUUGACGCCUGGAUUUUCGGAGGUUUGGACCCCAACUCUGGAACGGCUGCCAUGCUGGAACUGUCUCGUGUGCUCACCAAACUCGUUAAAGAAAAGGGCUGGCGUCCGCGCAGAUCCCUGGUGUUCUGUGCGUGGGGCGCCGAGGAAUACGGCAUCGUCGGGUCGCUGGAGUGGACGGAGCAGUUCGGGAAGCAGCUGGCGGACAGGGCGGUGGCUUACCUCAAUGUUGAUAUGGCGAUUGAAGGCAACUAUACCCUACGUACCAAGUCUGCGCCGCUGUUGUAUCAGUUUAAAAAAGGAAAAAAAAAUGUGUUUCUUUUCCAUAAGAUUCCGAACCCGGACCCAGAAGAAACAAAAGCAGGUCGCCUCACGGUCUACGACACUUGGGCCUUGCGAAAACCCGAUCCCGUGGAACCGAACUCUCCGCUGAUGCAGUUUAUAGGAUCCGGUAGUGAUUAUAAGGGAUUCCAGCACAACCUUGGGAUUCCUUGUAUGGACACGAGGUAUACUUAUAGUGAUCGUACCCUAGGUGAACCCCAAUACCACACUCUCUACGAAACCUUCGCUCUGGUGGACGAAAUCUACGACAGAGGUUUCCAUUUUCACAAGGCUGUCACCGUUCUUUGGGGUUAUAUCACCCUUAGGCUGUCUGAACCCGAGAUCCUGCCGUUCUCUCUCGACGCUUACGCCACUUUCAUUUCACGGGCAUCAAACAGCAUUUUAGAGAAAUAUGGGGACCUCAUCAGUUCUCAGAACAUAACGAUGGAUUACUUUACCGCAGCAGUUCGAAGGUUCAAGUCAACGACAAGCGCCUUCUGGAACUCAACUGAGAAACUGGACCGUGAGAACCCAUUAGCAGUCCGACACGUUAAUGACCAAUUAAUGAUGGUUGAGAGAGCGUUUAUCGACGCCCGCGGGCUGCCUGGGCGCCCGGAUUAUAACCACGUCGUGACGGCGCCGAGCAAGAACGACGCCUACUCCGGCACGGCCUUCGCUGGCCUGUCUGACACCCUGUACAGCCUGCAGGUAGCGCCGGAUGACCUGCGAGCUGACCUGUGGGUGACCUUCUCCCAACACCUGGCUGCUGUGACCCACGCCCUGGAAACGGCCAGCGGAGUUUUGACUGACGAACUGUGGUAGCAUUUCUUCC
Molecule: messenger RNA, 2312 nt
Organism: Penaeus monodon (black tiger shrimp)
Lineage: Eukaryota; Metazoa; Arthropoda; Malacostraca; Decapoda; Penaeidae
Product: N-acetylated-alpha-linked acidic dipeptidase 2-like
Exons: 17
Coding region: 74-2302 (742 amino acids)
Molecular function (GO): carboxypeptidase activity
Source: RefSeq, a predicted model, not a curated record